This is a messenger RNA of Monopterus albus (swamp eel), 1799 nucleotides long. RefSeq names its product THAP domain-containing protein 5-like. The transcript has 5 exons. The coding region runs from base 147 to 1523 and encodes 458 amino acids. NCBI's taxonomy places the organism in Eukaryota, Metazoa, Chordata, Actinopteri, Synbranchiformes, Synbranchidae. The record is from RefSeq and is a predicted model, not a curated record.
AUUCAUUUGACGUCACGAGUCUUAACAGCUGAUCGUCACUCGUUACCUGUAAGCCACGAGUUGACAACAGACAGCAGGAGUUUCACCCUUCAUCUUGGAGACCAAGCUACAGAAGGAAACGUCAACCCUAACAACACCUGUCUGAGAUGCCAAAAUAUUGUUCGGUCCGAAACUGUAAGAAUGAUUCCGGGAACGGCAAGGAUAGGAAAAGCUUCUACAAGUUCCCUCUACAUGACCCAGUCCGGCUGCAGCAGUGGCUCAGGAACAUGGGACGUGAGAAUUGGACUCCCUCUCAACAUCAGUAUAUUUGCCAUGAACAUUUUGCACCUUCAUGCUUUAAGAUGCGAUGGGGCAUACGUUACCUGGAGAGCGAUGCCAUACCCACAGUCUUCCCAGAGGUUGAGAAACGGAAAGCCAUGGAUCAAAGUGAGAAGAAGCCAAAACGGCUUCGAGCAAACAGUAAUCAAAGCGUAACGGUGUCAAAUGACAGAACAGUGCCUGUUGACGCUGUAGAGAUGGAAAGUACAAUGCACACAGUGCACCUAUAUGAGAUCGCUGUUGACCCAGCGCAGCAAGAAGAUACCAGCUUGGUGGAGUCAGCUGAUGUUGGAGAAUUUGCACCCUCUCUCCAGACAGACCUGAACUCGCAGGCAUCAGUAGACGGAUUCAAAACAGGAGCAGAUUUACCUCUAACUUUAUGCCAAACAGUGGAUGAUCUGAGUGGAGAGAACACAGAGAUGGUAGUGAUGUCUGAGUGCCCUGCUGGUGAAGGGCAAGAUGAGCUUGUGAAUCGAAUCGCUGCUGCCAUUUUAACUCAGGGACACGGGCUGAUUGUGAAUGACUCCACAUCUUACUGUACAGAUGAAGCUGUGACUUGUCUUGGUGUUGAAGAUGCCACUCGUACCACAGAGGAGUUCUCUGACAUCCAUGAAGGUCAUCAAACUCAAAUCAUUGCCUACUUUGAAACCAUCCCAAAUGUUUUUCCCAAUGAAACCUCAACCCAAUUCACUUUCUCCCCGGAUACGGUGCUGUCAACCGCUCUGAGCUCCAAGCCAAUCACAUCUACUCUGCCUAUAGUGUCCAAACAUGUGCCACCUUCCCCCACGUCCCUGCUCCUCGCUGUGGAAAGACUGGACACAGAGGGGGGAGACGGAGAUGAUGGCAAGUCAGAGGAGGAUGGUAGUGAAAAUCUGGAUUACCAGCUGGAGGAACACUGCUACCAUAAGAACAGUCUGACAAAGGAGCAGCUGGAGACUAUUGUGACCGAGCUGCAGAAGAAAGUGAAAGUGCUGCAGCAGCGACACCGCAGACACAUGGAGAAACUUCUAGGUCUUGAGAACACGGUCAGUCAGUUGAGGCAAAGCAACCUGCUGAAUGAAGAGAGGCUGCAGCUGCUUGAGAGGGCUUACUUACAGACCAGUGCUGCAGUGUCAGAUGCUGGAGAGACUGUGGCCAUCAUCUACGAGGAGGACAAUGCUGCAUACUUGUAUACUCCACUGAAUGGUGCAGAGGAAAAGCUAUGAGGCCCAGCUGACUGGCUGUCUGCUGCCCAUCAUACCAAAAAUUAAGCAACACUGUUAAUGUUGUUGAAAAGAAAAUGCUACCUACAGUAACUGUGUGUUAACACGACAUGAGAUCUGUAUAUGGAAGGUGACAGUGUGUUGAUGGAUCUGGUGCGAACUUUGCAUAGAUAUGGAUUAGUAAUAUGGGCCAUUGGUGAAUAUGUUUUUCUUCUCCACCCUUUAAACCACUUUUGUUUGUGGAUAUGUACAUAUCAUAUUAAACAAGACUUCCUUUUA